This is a messenger RNA of Carica papaya (papaya), 824 nucleotides long. RefSeq names its product zinc finger protein ZAT12-like. Gene Ontology annotation, biological process: response to stress; response to chitin. The record is from RefSeq and is a predicted model, not a curated record. Lineage: Eukaryota; Viridiplantae; Streptophyta; Magnoliopsida; Brassicales; Caricaceae.
AUUUUCAGGAGUGACCUUGUAAAGCAAAUUUCAGAAGUACCAAAAGAAAAAAAAAAAAAAAAAGGUUUACAUUAAUUUUUUACGUUACAGUUCUAGUAUCAAUCCAUAUAUAGAUAUAUAUAUCGGAGAAGAGAGAUGGCCAUGGAGAUCGAGAGAUCAGAAGCCCAGAACAUUGACAUGGCAAACUGCCUGAUGUUGCUAUCGAAAGUGGGAAAGAACGACGGUGUUUUCACCCUCGGAAAGCCAACCCAAAACGGUCGCGUUUUUACAUGCAAGACAUGCAACCGGGAAUUCCCCUCGUUUCAAGCAUUGGGCGGUCACCGGGCAAGCCACAAGAAGCCGCAGCUGGACCAGACGACCCAGUUGCCGGUUUCGCCUAAGAAGCCGAAGACGCACGAGUGCUCGAUCUGUGGGCUGGAGUUCGCGAUCGGCCAAGCACUUGGGGGACACAUGAGGCGGCAUAGAGGCGGAGGCCACUCCGGCAAUAGUGAGAGUUCGUCGUCGGAAACGAAGAGAUCGGCGGUGGUGAUGGGGCCGGCGACGUUGACGAUGAAGAAGACGAGUAAGAUUAAGAGGGUGUUCGGUUUAGACCUGAACCUGACGCCGUUGGAGAAUGAUUGCUUGAGGUUGGGUUUGGGGAAGGUGGCAACGACGUCGCAUCAUCAUGUGGUUGAUUGUUUUAUGUAGACAGGGGUUUUUGGUUUGGUUGUUUGUAUUUGCCGGCCAACGUUACUAGAGUUGGAAUUCGUGACCAGAUUUAUUUAUUCAUUUAUUGGCAUAUAGUUUUAGGAAAUAUUUUUAAUAUUAUAUUAAUUUAAAUUUAA